AUGGCAAUGGAUGAGUUUAAUAUUUGUAUCCAGAAUGUAGGAUUACUACCAUUACCCAUGCAGGGCGAAUGGUACACGUGGCAUAACUGCAGUGUGAGCCCACGGAAUCCUUGGAAAAGACUAGAUCGAAUGUUGAUUAAUGAUAGAUGGAUGGCACGGUUCCCAAACUCAUUUUACUCUAGCCUCACCCCACGCACUUCAGAUAACUCACCGUUGGUGCUUUACGGGGAUAGACAACAGCAGCUUGGAGGUAUGUCUCGUUUUGAUAAUUACCUCACUCUCUCACCAGAUUUUAUCCCCGGUGUGCAGCGUGUUUGGCAACACAACAUUAUUGGGGUGCCUAUGUAUGUGGUAACACGAAAACUCAAAGCAUUGAAAGCGGUUUUUCGAGAGCAAAGGAGGAAAAAGGGGGACUUAACACACAAUGUACAACUGGAAAAAGGGUUUCUUGAGAUGGCGCAAACACUUGUUAGCUCAAACAGACGAGAUGAGUUAUUCUUACAGCUGGAACACUGCUGUCGGAUAGUGUUGGCUAAAGCGGUCAAACUUGAACAGGUCAUGCUCAGACAACGAGCGAAAAUACAGUGGAUGAAGGGGGGUGAUCAGUGUUCCUAG
Sesamum indicum (sesame) is the source of this 615-nucleotide messenger RNA. RefSeq lists its product as uncharacterized. The record is from RefSeq and is a predicted model, not a curated record. NCBI's taxonomy places the organism in Eukaryota, Viridiplantae, Streptophyta, Magnoliopsida, Lamiales, Pedaliaceae.